ACAGCCGGGGAGUAGUCAAACAGUCAGCGAUCUGCGAGGAAAGAGAAGGGGGAAACGACAGAGAGGAGCGACAGCCUGGGUCCAGCGGGGUUGUCUCCCCCCAUACAACAAUAAUGCUCAUCUCGCCGCUGUCGCUUUCUCGCAGGUGUCUGCUUCCCAGUCGCUGAAUGGCGCUGGUUACCGUGCAGCGUUCACCGACCCCCAGCACCAGCUCCAGCCCCUGCGUUUCGGAGUCCGGCAGUGGGGAGGAUGACCGUCGCUCUCAACCGAGGAGCAUCAGUGAAAGUUUCCUGACAGUCAAAGGAGCUGCUCUUUUUUUACCUCGAGGAAAUGGCUCCUCCACGUCUUCUGCCUCCCGCUUUUCGCAGCUGCGCAGCAAACAUGCAGGAGACAUCCAGCAGCACCUACAAACCAUGUUCACUCUCCUCAGACCAGAGGACAACAUCAAAUUGGCGGUUCGUUUGGAGAGUGUCCACCCUCAGAUCACCCGCUACAUGGUGGUGGUUUCAACCAACGGUCGUCAGGAUACGGAGGAGAGCGUGGUGCUGGGGAUGGAUUUCAGUCCUGUAGACAGUUCAUGUUCUGUAGGGCUGAUUUUGCCCUUAUGGAGCGACACGUUGAUCCACCUGGAUGGAGACGGAGGUUUUAGUGUGUCAACGGAUAGCAGAGUGCAUGUUUUCAAGCCCGUUUCUGUGCAGGCCAUGUGGUCGGCCCUCCAGUCACUCCAUAAAGCGUGUGAGGUGGCUCGUUGUCAUAACUACUUCCCAGGCAGCUUGUUCCUCACCUGGGUCAGCUACUAUCAAAGCAGGGUCUCCUCCGACCAGGCACGCAUCAACGAGUGGAAUGCCAUGCAGGAUGUGCAGUCACACCGAGCCGACUCACCCGUCCUUUUCUCUGAUGCACCUACAGAAAGAGAGCUGACGGAGCGUCAGAUCAAAACAAGUUUGCGGGAGAUAAUGAUGCAGAAAGACCUCGAGAAUGUCACCUGCAAAGAGAUCCGAACAGAGCUGGAGAUGCACAUGACCUGCAACCUGCGAGAGUUCAAGGAGUACAUCGACAAUGAGAUGAUAGUCAUUCUGGGCCAGAUGGACAGUCCCACAGAGAUCUUUGAUCACGUCUUUUUGGGAUCAGAGUGGAAUGCAUCCAAUUUGGAGGAGUUGCAGAACAGCGGUGUUCAGUACAUCCUGAAUGUAACGAGGGAGAUCGAUAACUUCUUCCCCGGUGUGUUCGAGUACCACAACAUCCGUGUGUAUGAUGAGGAGGCCACUGACCUGCUCGCCUACUGGAAUGACACCUACAAGUUUAUAUCUAGAGCAAAGAAAGCUGGGUCCAAGUGUCUGGUGCACUGUAAAAUGGGUAUAAGUCGCUCCGCGGCCACAGUGAUCGCGUACGCCAUGAAGGAGUAUGGCUGGGACUUGAACAAGGCGUUUGAUUAUGUCAAGGAGCGCAGAGCUGUGACCAAACCUAACCCCUCUUUUAUGAGACAGCUGGAGGAGUAUCAGGGCAUACUACUGGCCAGUCGGCAGAGGCACAACAAACUGUGGCGCUCACACUCUGACAGCGACCUGUCUGAUCACCACGAACCGCUUUCAAAAUCCCAUGUCCAACCUCACAGCCUGGGCCGCUCGGACCCCCAUAAUCAGGCCAGCAGUGCGCCUGGACCGUCUGUCAAAGAACUGCUGGAAUCGCUGGGAAGUUCGGCCAGCACAAAGAAAGCGACACACUCGACCAGCCAGCCUGAUACUGGCAUCCACUCCAAUCAGCCCAGCUUCCCGCUGUGCGAGCGGGUGGCAGAUCCGUCGGGUCCGGAGACUCCCUCUGUAGCUCAAAGCAGUCGGCUGGAUCCCCCGUGCUCUGAAUCCACAGCUGGCUCUGUGUCUCUGUUACCUCCUGCGCUCUCCAACGGCGUAUGCGGCGCCGCGGAGCAGCCGCCGUCGCCUCCUCUCUCCCAGCCAAGGGCUGCCACUGUGGUGCCAGAGCCUCAAAAGACAGACAUUGUGACUGUUGCCGAGAGUGUUUUAGUGGGCCAGCCUCACCCCCCUCCCUCAGUUCACCACCUCCCACUCUCUCCUGCUCCAACUCCAGCCUCUUUAGAUGGGGGUAACACUCCACAGGAGUUGUCCUGCCCCCUGCCAGCGACAAAACCGAUGGUAGAGUCAGUGUGUGAGCCUACGUCAACACCAACUCCAUCAAGCACGCAGUCCACUGAACCCCUGUGUCCGUCUGUACCGGUGCCUGUUAAAACUCCAGACGGUAACCAGCAGAUAUGUGACCCCAGUUUGGACGGUUCGGCGGCGCAUCCUCCCUCUGAUAGUGAUUUUAACAGUAAUCCCAGUGCCAUGCCACGGGACAGUGAGAUGAUGUUGGGCCACAGUGCAGAUCACAUUAACUUUUUCAGUGCCAGGGAAAAGUUCAAGGGCAUGAGUCAAGAUGGUAAAAGUCAGUGUGCUGUGCCGCAGCAGUCACCCCUGCUGAAGAGCUGUGCCAAGGAACCACAACUGCUGCUGCUUCCAGAUGUUUCCACCAGAGAUGGGAAGGAGGAGGAGAACGGAAAGGAAAUGAGCGUCCCUGUGCAGGUCACAGGAGUGAAGCCCGCAGUGAACCCCGAGACUCCUGGCCCUCCGAGCCGACCGCAGGACGUUCACGACCAGGGUGUGAAGACAUCCUCGCAGGAAAUAGAGGAUGCACAUGCCUCAUCUCCGAAAGAAGCUGAGAAUGUGAAAGAGAAAGUGAAAAACAAAGAAGUGGAGGAGGAGGAGGAGGAGGAGGUGGUGGAUACAGCUCGACUCUACAGGGACUGGACGAGGGGCUCUGUGCGGCGUGUCACACAACAGCUGGAGCAAAGAAUGAAAGAGGAACAUGAGACUCCUGCAGCGGCCUCCUUGCCACCAUCUAGUAGCACCUCCUUCUCGCAUCGGCGUUCUCUCAGUGUCGACUCUGCUCCUGAGACGCAUUUUCAGGACGUGUCUGUAGUUACCUCUGUGCAGGAGGAGAGCGACUGGACUUUAGGAUCAGGGAAAAGUAAGAGUGGUGAUAUAGUUGAGAUAGAGGCGCUAGGAAAUAACAACAGAAGCACAAAAGGACACAAACUCCAGCCUGCUGAUACUAGAUUGCUCUCUACCUCGUAUCCAUUCCACCACAUCCCCCUUUCGCCCUUUGCCUCUGUGAACUUCCUGUGUCUGGAGGGCGUGACGGAGCUCGAGUCCGGCACAGACCGGGACUGCUUCACAGAGGAACCCCACAGUGACAUUAUCAUGCGGGAGAUGUGGGAGACUUUGUGUGAGCUGGGUGCCUUCCUGCAGCAGGUGAGCACAGAGGGAGCCUGCAAGACCAGUUGUGUGGACCAGGUUUUUUGCCACAGUGCUGGAAGCACCCAGGCGCGAAGUAGCAGCUUCCAGAAGAGGGUCAGAGAGGUGGAGGCCAGGAUUCGCCAGGCAGGCUUGACCCCUCCAUCCCUGAUGAAGCGCUCGGCCUCUCUCGCCAAGCUCGGCUGUCUGGAGCUACUCGCCAAUGACCUGAGUGAGUGGGAGCUCAGUCGCUCCCCCGUGACUACGCCAUCUACGGCACAACCUCCGGCUCACACCAGUGACGAGUCCAAGAAGCAGCGAGUCCACACCUGUCUCGCAGCAGCUGACCAUCAGCCCGAUGUCCCCGGAGUGGAUGUGGAGAGUUUCUCUGAAGCGGGAGAAACCUCGACGAAAGUCUCUCCACCAACGUGUCAGAGUGAAGAAAACCUGAGCAAUCCUGGCCUUAAAUCUCUGCAUUCGCCCGCACUCACUCUUAUAACACGGCAGCAGUAUGGAAGGACUCACCCGCUAAGAAGGCUUAAGAAAAGAACUGUUAGUACUCUUUACCACACCAUGUAACCCUCACAGUGCGAGUGUGAGAGAGUGUGUUUGAAUGUGUGAGAGAGAGAGAACAUAAUGUUGCCUGAAGUGAAAGUGUCGGGAUUUAUUCAGCGAAACAAACCAAUGCCUCUUGCCUUAAAGGAUAUGAAUAGCCUCUGUAAAAAAUCUGUGAUAGGAGACGCACGCGAGUCUCAGCACAAAGGCGGUGAUGAGGCUAUGAAGGUCUUGGUGACGUGAAACAACACUGAAGUUGAACGCAGCAAACACAAUCAUCUGAUUGUAUAUUUGGUAACAAAUGUUACGACACCUGAGCCUGCACACACACACACACACACACACACACACAGCCUUUUAUAUCUUUGCUGGUUUCUCCCAUCGACAACCUGAUAUUUACUUGACUGCUGUUGGUCGACAGGAUAGUUCAGCCUUUUUUGUUUUUUUAAUCUACUUGUCCUUCCACGUCUCAGGACAAGGCUGUCCUCCUUGUACAGUCUGUUGGUAAAUAAAUGCCACCAGUUAAAGUCGGUUCUGCUGUUUUGAGACUAGAUGUAUGCAUGAGUUGUGCAAAGCUCAGGUGGAACCACAGACAUUAUUUUGUUUUUUUUCCCUUCCCAAAGAAAUGUGUGACCAGAGGCUGGUGAUAUAAAGUCGUCGUAUAAUGUGUCCAGUGGUUUAUCGAAACAAAACUGCCAAGUGAAGAGGCAACGCUGUUUCUUUUAUCUGUACUUUUUUAACUGCACAAUACCUCAGUACAUCUGAAGCAAAUCUGACCUACACAAGCAUCGGGGUCCGGAUUACUGGAAUGUUUUUGUCUCUGUUUUGAUCGGAAACGGUUUUAAAUUUCACUACAUUUUGAACUGAAGUAAAAAUGUGUCUUUCAUGUUCUCUCACAGUUCUGAUGCCACUCAGACUAUUUUUUUUUUUUUAUUUUUAAAUGUAUCGCUGUGUGUGAGAAAAG
Molecule: messenger RNA, 4806 nt
Organism: Solea senegalensis (Senegalese sole)
Lineage: Eukaryota; Metazoa; Chordata; Actinopteri; Pleuronectiformes; Soleidae
Gene: ssh2b
Product: slingshot protein phosphatase 2b
Exons: 15
Coding region: 168-3866 (1232 amino acids)
Biological process (GO): actin cytoskeleton organization; negative regulation of actin filament polymerization; protein dephosphorylation
Cellular component (GO): cytoplasm
Molecular function (GO): protein tyrosine/serine/threonine phosphatase activity; actin binding
Source: RefSeq, a predicted model, not a curated record